This is a messenger RNA of Bombyx mori (domestic silkworm), 1641 nucleotides long. RefSeq lists its product as uncharacterized. The transcript has a single exon. Lineage: Eukaryota; Metazoa; Arthropoda; Insecta; Lepidoptera; Bombycidae. The record is from RefSeq and is a predicted model, not a curated record. Bases 1 to 957 code for a protein of 318 amino acids.
AUGUUGUUGCGAAUACUUAUAUAUUUUUGUCUAUCCUUUACCGUAGUAUUUGCGAGAGGUGGCUUCGGUGGACGUAGUGGCGGUUCACAUUCCUAUCCCCAUUCCACCGGAUAUUCUGGCGCAAGCCGAGGUGGCGCACAUACUUAUCCGCAUUCCACGGGAUAUUCCGGCGUAAGCCGAGGCGGCACGCAUACUUAUCCGCAUUCCAAUAGCAUCUCGGGACAUUCCGAAAGUCGUAAUGUUCACAACACUUAUACACAGCAGCAUAAUGUCAAUUAUGGACAUCGUACUGAAAUUCAUAAUCAUUAUCACUACAAUCCACCGCAGCAGGUUAUGUAUGGAUCGACUUAUCAUCCCGUAUAUCACGGGACUCCUCCGACUUAUAUCUACGAAUAUAGGAACUCCGGAAGUCGUUUUGAUACAUUGCUAACAGGCCUCGCUUUAUACAACUUGGGAAAAAUGUCCGGUAGACAAGAGCAUUACGGCGGAUAUAGAGAGUACACAACGAGGCCAGGUGAAAUUUGUAAGCUUCGUGUGGAAAAAAGAUCAUGGGACUAUGAAGAAACUCGGAUCGACUGCAAAUUGAUGUCCAGUUUUAUUUGGGAAGCGGAAACUACGUCGCAGAAUCAACAAGCUUCGAAUAAGGUUACUACAGUAGUCGAAACCGUGGCGAGCUCGAGUGGGACUCGAAAUGCUGACGGGACCAUAAGCAAUACAAACAUAACAAAAACGGUAACCGUCACAGAUGCUCUACAGUCAAGAGGCCCGUCAAUACAAGUGAUGCCAGGAAUGCAGUGCUACAUGAUUCGCAUAUCAAGAGACACUUCGGUUUUACAGAAACAUGUCGAUUGUGCUCUCUUACAAACCUACGCAAAUUCUAUGCAUUAUAAUCGUGCUUCGUGUUUAUUGAAUUCGACAGUUAUUUUUGUUAUAAUAUUGCAUUGCUUAAUUAAAUAAUUUAAUGUGAUGAUAACGUGUAAAAAGUUUAAAUGUUUGUUUGAUGUUCAACUUUAAUUUGCCGUUCUGAUAUUUUAAAAAUACAUAACUAUGCUCCGAAUUCAGAAGUUCUUCUUGGAGUGGGUUAGCAGAAACUAUUGUAUGUAAAUGUAACUAAAAUUUUUAAUUGAAUUUUAACAUUUUUUUUAAUCGCGAAAACAUGAUUUAAUUUUUGGUAAAUGAUUAAAUUUUUUUUGUAUUUUUGAACUUAUUUUAAAAUUAAAAUAACGAAGAUGUACAUAUACACAGUUUUUUAUUGAUAAUAAAUGAUGUCAAAAAUGAUACAUGUCAUACAAAAUCUUAUUUUGUGAAUAAAAUUAGACUUUUGCUUUAUCCGAGAAAUGCUUUGGCAGGUUUUGCCAACAUUCGUAAUAUUUGGGGUCCAAUUUUUGACAGGUUUCCGCGCCCCACUUGGUGAUGGCCAGACUCAAAGAAGAUUCAAACAUAAAAGCCUGUAAAAGGAAAUUUUAAUGUUAACUUCAAUUUGGAUUCAAAAUGCAUGCCCGGGAUGAAUUGGAUUAAAUUAUUUUCUUAAACUUAUGUCAUAUUUCAUUCUUGUACUGAUGUAGGUACCUAUUUGAACAACUAGAUUUAUUGUAUUUACUUACAAAAUUAAAACAAUUACGAAAUUUGGUUCGCUAAUAA